This is a messenger RNA of Rhineura floridana, 6058 nucleotides long. RefSeq names its product endothelial cell surface expressed chemotaxis and apoptosis regulator (gene ECSCR). Gene Ontology annotation, cellular component: cytosol; plasma membrane. Bases 208 to 777 code for a protein of 189 amino acids. The record is from RefSeq and is a predicted model, not a curated record. NCBI's taxonomy places the organism in Eukaryota, Metazoa, Chordata, Lepidosauria, Squamata, Rhineuridae. The transcript has 8 exons. Gene Ontology annotation, biological process: positive regulation of endothelial cell apoptotic process; positive regulation of proteasomal protein catabolic process; negative regulation of angiogenesis.
CAAUCAACGCAUGUAGACAAACCUCUCUCCUGGUUUUUAAUCCCCUCUCUCCCCGAUUACAGAAUGGACAGAGUUGCGGGGCUCUGAGGAGUGACAUGUGGAAGACACAAUGAUAGCUUUAAAAACUCUGCUGUUUUUCUGGAUAUGUGACUGUGUUCUUCAAGCCUUAAUUAUGGCAACAGCUCAGCUUUGGAGUUUACGCUUUGCAUGCCUAUGUUUCAGUCCUUGGCAUCUGCAGUUAAAAUCUUCUCAGACAGUAGGGCUGCAAAAGAUGUCUUUCUGCCUGAGACCCCGAAAGAGCUGCUUCCAGUGGGAGUGGACGGUGCUAUGCUAGAUGAAUCUGUGUUCUAUUCUGUGCCCAAUAAAAAUGGAAACAUCACACAUCCAUCCUCAGCAGCUUCCACAGGUAUAUCUAAAUGGGUCACUCCUCCCACAAAAGGUCUCCUGGAUGUAAAGACAGAAUUUCUCACUGUCCCUUCCCCUACAGAAGAGAAAUCAGCAGCACUAACAGUGGCAGCAUCUGGUGUUAUCAGCUUCAUUGCCAUUCUGGUGGUGAUUGUAAUUAUCUUGGUCAGUGUGGUCAGCCUAAGAUUCAGGUGUCGUCAUUGCAAAGAUGUGGAAGGUAAACAAAAACCUCAUCAUCCAAUGGUAUCUUACAGCUGCUCUGAUGCUGAAGCUGCAGUUGGCAAGAAAAAUGUCAUGCUGGUCUCCAUGAAGGAUUUAAACAUAAGCAACAGUCAAGGUGCUGCAAAAGUGACAAUUGCACAUGAAGAAUGAGAAAACGUUUUUAAAAUUUGCAACAUUGUUUUUUUAAUCACAGUGGGGGGAUGCAGUAAGGUAUUUAAUUGCUAUUCCAUCUGGAAUAUAAACAUGUGAAGCUGUCUUAUAAAUCAGACCAUUGGUUCAUCCAGCCUAAUAUUGUUUACUUUGGCUUGUGGUGGCUCUCUAAGGUAUCAGGCACAGGUCUUUCCCACCUGAUCCUUUAAAUGGAGAUACUGCGGAUUGUACCUGGGACUUUCAUUUCCUGCAUGCAAAGUACACACUGUACUAUUGAGCUAUGAUCCUUCUUAGCUAUGGUUUUCAGCUGCCAAGAAUACUAUAUUCUUUCUUUUAAAAAGUACUCAUAUUAGGUUUUUAGUAUAUUCCCACCAAUUCUUGAGAGCAAAAUGAACCAACCACAACUUCCUUGCUCCAAGUUCUUUUUAUUGUGGCAGUUGUUAGUUUUGUUGUAUAGUAUGCCUCUACAAUCCCCUUUUAAUUUCAAUGGACCACACAAAAUACCUAUCUUAGAAGAGGGAUGGACGGAUGCAGAUAUAUUUUUAUGCACAAGCUCCCUUCUCCCUUGCUUAUCUGUGCUGGGAGGUGUCAUUGCACCCCAGCUGUAGGAGUGAGAUAGAAAUUCCUGGUAAAUUUUUGCGUCUGAAAUCCUGGGCAGAGUAUCUGAAAGGGGAAUCUGAAAGGAUGGGUGCUAUUUAUCUGCCCUUUAUUCUUUGUGUUUCCUGUGUCUGCUGUCUAUUAUGCAAAGUUUCAUAUCAUCAAAGUCCCCACUCUACUCUCUAGAGUUGGUGGCAAAAUGAUGUGGUCCCAUGUCUUGAUGAACGAGAGCAAAGUUCUCUGGCUGGCUCUUUUAUAUUCCUGCAUGUACUGCAAACAGCUGCAAAAAACCUUGUCCUCACAUAUGGUUGGAGGAUGGUUUGGGGAAAGGGGGUCUGUUGUCUAGGGUUCUCCAUUAACUCUAAUGCAGAGGUAACAUUACACCAUAGUUGUGGACAGGACCAACUCUCCUAGGAAGCAUAACAUUAUGUCCAACUUCCAUUGCUCCUCUGCCUAGUUUUCUCCAUUGUGCUGGUGAAAUCCCACGAAUAUAAGAGUUAGACUAGAUGUAGCAUCCUCUCUGCUGAAAGGUAUUGUUCCACCAGCAUAGUACUGUGGUCAAUCAGCACACAGGUAUUUGAGAACAAUUAUAUCCCACCCAAUGGGCAUGUCAGCAAUAGGAUCACACUGAUACUUGGAAUGCAAAUUAAUCUAGGUAUUAUACCAAUUUCAUCUCUUCCUUCUAAAUUAAUUUAUUCUGCCUGUUACAUUCUGAAUUGCUGUCUAUGUGUUAGGUGGAAACUAACGGCCUGAUCAUAACAGCCAAUCCUUUUCACAGCUAUAUUUGUUAGGGAUUUGUGCAUAGUUCUAGUCUAUUUGGGAUUUUUAUCCUGCUCUUCAAAAGGUUUUUCCCCCAGGGUAGUUACUAGCUUUGCAAACACAUACAAACCAAAACUACAUGAAGCCUCUCUCAUCUAUAAUAUAUCUAGACACUGGCUUCCCACCACCUCCUGCUAUUGCAACAACAAAACACAAAACAGAAUAUUAGUCUUUUAUGAUUACUGAUGUAUUCCAUCUUUCAACAAGAAAGGCAUGAUUUUAAUAUUACUUAACAAUAUGUUAAAAAUUAGCCAGGUAGGCUUCAGUGUUAAUACAGUUAUACAAUUUUACUGAUUUGAUACGUGACUACUCGUUUGCUAAACUUUCUUCUGCAAGAUUUUUUUUCACGAGCCACCUACAAACUGGGAAUCAAAAACACAAAUAGCUUAACUUGUACAUUCUUAACAGCUGAUUGUGAAAACAAAAGUAAAUGCUUGUCCUAGAAGAGUAGUUUUCUUGACAUUUUGUUUUGAGAAGUCUAUAAGGAAAGAGCAGAACUGGUUGGAUCCACUGCUCUGUAUAAAGGACAAGUCAUAGCAAAAUGGGAAAAGCCUAAGUUUUGUUUCAAUUCCAUCAACUGCAGACUAUAGUCAGAUAAGUCUCGUUCACAGACUUCACUCACAAAAACUAACAUAUCUAGGUAGAAAGCAGCAAUUUUUCAGUCUUCUAAAAUAAUCGGGAAAGGCUAGGUAAUCAGUGAAGAUCCACACAGCACUGUCUAAAUGAAGUUAUUCGUCUCAAGGCCACAGCAGUUUUCAACACAGGGAGUGGAGUUAGUAAUUCAUAUCCAUAUUGUGUCCCCUAGUGGACAGCAAAGGUAGCUUUCUUCAAGCUAAAGUUGGACCAAUUGAUGGAAAGUCUUUGCCUUGUCUGUCUGGCAGAAUCCAAGCAGAAUCUGUAGAGAAAAUACAAUUACUAGCUAUUUAAAAUAUAACUUGUUAAUACUUGAGUGGAGUUGUCUAAAAUUAAAAAAGGGUACAUUACCACCAACUCUAUGUGGAAGGACUAAUGAUUUGACAUAACAAAUAGCAUCAGUGAGUAUUCUAAAAGAUAAAAAUUCCUUAAAACAGUCCUAAGUAAAAAAAAACUCUUCUAAAAAUAAUGGAUGGAAUUCAACGCUAGUCCUACUCAGAAUAGACAGAAUAGUUUAGACAUAACUGAGGCUUGUUAAUUUUAAUGGGUCUACUCUGAGUAGGACUUGGUCCCAAUGCUAUUAUUCACACUGGGAUACAUUUUAAAGAGCCCCUUGCUUGCAUUUUGCAAGGAGUGACUGAAUGAGUCAGUGAGCAGAGCCAAUGUUCCUUUCAAAAGACAGCCACUAUUAAAAAUGCGUUGUUGAGAUCUAUAGGCUAUGAACAAACACUGAUUGGGCUAAAACAGGGAUGGGGAAUCUUUGGCUCUGCACAUGUUGACUUCAGUUCCCAUCAGCCCCAGCCUACAUAGUCAGUGGUCAGGAAUGAUGGAAGUUCUAGUCCAACAGCAUGUGGAGGGCCACAGGUUCCCCAACCCUGGGCUAAAAGGUCCCAAGGUUGGCACAAGGGUCCACAUUGGAAUUUGAUCCCAGUUCCACUACUGACUUCACUAGCAUAACUAACAUUGCCUGAUGCCCAGUCUUCAUCAUAAGGUCUUUGGACCCUAAUUAUUGAUGCAACUAUGCAGCACUAUCUGAGUACAGGUUCAAAUCCCUACUGAGCCAUCUGCUUGGACAAAUCAUGCUUUCAGUCAGAGCUUGGAAAAGUUACUUUUUUUGACCUACAACUCCCAUCAGCCCCAGCCAGCACAGCCACUGGAUUGGGUUGAUGGGAGUUGUAGUCCAAAAAAGUAACUUUUCCAAGCUCUGCUUUCAGUAUACCUACCUCAUAUGUAUAGUGUAAAAAAAAAGCAAUAGGGUACACAGUUAACACAUGCAGAAUAAACACAUUUAUGUGUUUUUCCUUUGAGUCACAGAUUUAUUAUUACAUAAAUACAAAGACAGAACAGUACAACAGUGGCCUUAUGGACUCUCCCUCCCCUUUGCUGUAAUGUGUAAAAGCAGUAACUAGGUGUUUUGUGAGUUUUAGUUUGUCCAUCCUGUGUUUCUGUAGUCUUUCUAAAAUAGUUCAGAACACUGUAGUUAUGGGUUACUUGUGACAAAACUGAAUAAAGAGUACUUUGUUGCUAAAGACCAAAGUAUUCAUGAGUAACACAACAGAACUGAGUGACUUUGACAGAAAUAAAUAAAUACAUUUUAUUUUAUGUGCCCUUCAAGCUGCUAAGAAGAGAUGGCUGCUAAGAGCCGUGGAAAUUCUUCCACAAUUUCAUCAGCGAGAAGAAUAGAGAGAUACUGACUUGCUUUUUAAAAAAAUACACUACUAACCAUGUAACAGGUGAAAAUAAAAAGAAAGCAAUUCUACUUAGCAGUGGUGGAUAAACAUACAAUUUAAUGAGCAAUCUGUUAAUUUCUGAAAAGCCAAAACAAAAGACAGAACUUUCCAUUUGUAACUAUGUUGAAGAAUAAUUUUAGUCUAACGCUAGGUGAAAUAGUAGAAUUAUUUAAAUUUAAAAGAGGGCUGAGGAGACUUUACCACAGCUUGUGGCAGAACUGAGGACUGAUUAUCUCAGAUGUUAAGAGGAAGACUAAUCGUUGGGAUUACUGGUCUUGCUUGCAGGUCACUUUGAACUAUGGUUAAGCUAAGUUAUGGUUUACAUGUGGAUGCGCAAGAUAAUGGUAUAAACUCCUGGAAUUGAAGGCAUUUCACUCCUCUCCUGCUGCCUAGAAACAAGUCAUGGGCUGGCUUAGUAUUGAAAAAAGAAUUGACUGCUUUCAAGUCGAUUCUGACUUAUGGCGACCCUAUGAAUAGGGUUUUCAUGGUAAGCGGUAUUCAGAGGGGGUUUACCAUUGCCUUCCUCUGACGCUGAGAGGCAGUGACUGGUGUGUAAUGGAGGAGGAAUGCUCUGGGAUGAAUUCCUGUUACUUUUUUUGCAGGUGCCCCCCUCCCAGUGUCCCUCUGCCUGUCUCUACAGCCAAUCAAGCCACCGCAAUUCCCAAGCACCAAGCAUGCUUGGCUUUUAAAAGCUACGCCCUUUCCUCUUGCCUUAGGAGAGACAUGGAGAAUCCAGCAACUUCAGCAGUCACUACAAAUCUACAAAUCUCCUUGCAUGCUAAUUGGGUCCCACUGUCUGUUGUUGUGGGGCACUAAUGUAGUGACAAAUUCUGAAGUGCAGGGUCCCUUCAUAACAGUCAAUGUCAUGCCCACUCACGCCCUUCUAAGAUUAUAGAAUAAUCUGGCGAGCCUUGAAUACUGCUUUCUGUUUCUCUGUCACUUGACUGUCCUUUCUCACUGUCAGAUAUAUUGUUUGAAUUACUGAAUUCAGUGUCUACACGUUUAUCUCCUGCUGCUACCAAACUGCUUGGAUAAUGCAGAUGAGAUGUUAGCAGAAUUCACUGUCUCUUCUUCUGUAAUUACAGAAUUCUCUCUCCACAACCUGACUUUUUGAAGUAGGCACUAAUUAGAACUCCUUUCACUCUGAUUGGCUCCAAUCAGCAGAAAUGCAAGGAAGGUAGAAGUCUCUUCUCAGUGGUUAACACACUCCCCUUUUAUGCCGAUUGGCUCAUAGGAUGCUGGAGACAUAGUAACUCUGCUGGGACCUGGCUCCCAAAAAAGUAAGACCCCUGAGACCCUGGACAACUACAACCCUGUUGUGGGGAGGAGAGAAACAUGAGGAGGGAGGAAGUCAGUAGGAGUUGAGAGAGAGGUUUACAGAGAAGAGUGGGGACAACCAAGCCUGGUUUAAGAAGGGGUUUGCAUCAGAAUCUUACUAAAACGAAGGGCUUUCAAACAGUCGCAUGCAAACUUACAGCAGCCAAAGUGAACGGUGGGUGAAG